CCGAUGAGUCGAAAUGCUCUCCCGUGAAAUGCCUGUUUAAAAACGAAACAUCGGUCAUCAUCACAACAACGCUUGUUGCACGAACUAUUGUGUUCUUUCUUUGUAUAACCAUGGACGACUUUUAUGAGGAAAUUUUCCACUACUUAAAGACAGGAGAAUACAGCAGCGGGACUCGCUCAUCGAAAUGUCCCAAGGCCCGAAAGGCCCACAUUCGUGGGGCAGCCAAAAAGUACUCAAUCAAAAGUAAGUUUAACCAACAGUAAGAAUUUGAAGUCAUUUUUUUUCCAAGACACGAGGCACCUGUGUUUUUGAGAUGCAUGUGUUAACACGGGCACUUUAAGUUAAUGUUGUGUUUUCAUGUUACAUAGAUGAGCGGUUGUUUUACAACCAUCAAGGGUCACGGGAGAGCAUUUCGACUCAUCGGCCAAUCAUAUAGCGAGAAUAGCGUGACGUCACUGUCAAGCGCAGGCCCCGCGAAUGGAUAGUGAGGGGAUCCGGAUAGUGAACCUACACCGGCCUUUACACUGAAGACCGCGUCUGAACGUUUCUACUUCCGGUUCACUUGACGCAACAUCCGUGUACCCAUCCGGGACUUGCCUUUUUUUUUGUAGAGUAAUUUAUUACAGAUAUUAUAUGUUUGAUAAAAGACAACUGGUCCAACUGGCCCACUCGAGGAAGCAACGACAUCUCUUGUCCUUCCCCUUCUCGCCAAACGAGCAACUUCAAAGCAUUGUCAUCGGAUUUUUAAAGCUUAAACUGGCUUCCAAAAUGGCCGAAGCUCGUCGGAAACAAAGAGCUGUAAUCGAAUUCCUUGUUGCAGAGGGAGAAACCCCUCUGAGGAUUCAGAACCGGCUGGAAAAUGUCUACAAGGAUGAUACCAUCGACUAUAGUACUGUAAAAAGAUGGGUACAGCGAUUUAAAAACAGUACUGAAGACCAUGAAGAGUGUCCUGCAGACGUCAGCGUAGAAGAUCUUCACCCUGAGAAACACAAUCGCCUCCACGUUAAACAGCAGGAGGAGUCGGAGAUGCCGUACAUCAAAAAAGAGGCGGAGCCAGAAACCCCAUACAUUAAAGAAGAAGAACAAGGAGAUGAAAUCCUCAAGUUUCCAGUGACUGUCAGUGUGAAGAGCGAAAAAGAUGAAGGUCCAAGCGAAGAGAGCGGAGCAGCACGACAGGACGACCUGUUAGCUCUGCUUUCAGACAGCGACGAGGUAACGUCACACUCUUCUGACUUCAACACGGAUGACGAGGAGGAAGACUUUGACCAAAAUGCUUCGAAAUCCUUAAACAAGUCAUCGUUGAAAAGAGACGCAAAAGAAUACUCGUGUCCUACAGGCGUCACUUUAGAAGAUCUUCACCCUGAGAAACACGAUCCCUUCCACAUUAAACAGGAGCAGGAGUCAGAGAUGUCAUACAUCAAACAAGAUGCUGAGCCAGAAAGCCCAUACAUUAAAGAAGAAAAACAGUUCCACCAACAAUUUCCAGAGACCGUCUGUGUGAAGAAUGAGGAAGAUGAUAAUCCAAGCGAAGAGAAAGGUGCAACGGAACAUUUGAGUAACAGCUUAUUUCAGCAUCUGACAACAAAAGGAGAGGUACAAUCGCUACCGGACGACCCGUUAGCUCCAUAUGAGGACAGCGACGACAUAACGUCACGCUUUUCUGACUUUAACACUGACAAGUCAUCAUUGAAAAGUGACGCAAAGGAAUGCGCAGGUGGGAAACUUUUUCCCUGCACACUUUGUGAUCGAACAUAUUCUUGGAAGACUGAUUUACAGAGGCAUAAGCGUACACAUACUGAAGAACAGCCUUUUGUUUGCACAAUUUGUGGUAAGAGUUUCACCGAAAAGAGAAACUUAAGCAGACACGCAAAAACACACGCAGAAAAACGGAAGCCUUUCGCCUGCUCAUUUUGUGAGAAAAAAUUUUGUUCGAACUAUGAAGUGACAAAACAUGUGCGUAUACACACUGGAGAAAAGCCUUUUUCCUGCUCAGUUUGUCAUAAGAGAUUUCGUCUGCGGGCAACUUUAAACCGCCACGCAAGAACACACACUGGAGAGAAGCCUUUCGCCUGCUCAUUUUGUGGUAAAAGAUUCGCCGAGAAUGGAAAUUUGAUCAAACACAAGAAAACGCACACAGGAGAAAAGCCUUUUGUUUGUACACGUUGUGGUAAAAGAUUCAGCAUGAAGGGAAAUUUAAAAAAACACACACGCACACAGCCGGGAUGCAACAUUUUGCCCGAAGGCAGUUUUAACAUUACACACUAGAGGAAAGUCUUUUCCAUGUUCAGUUUGUCAUAACAGAUUCUGUCUGUAAGGAACAUGCAGGAACACACACUGGGAGAAACCUUUUGACUGCUCACUUUAUGGUUAAGGAUGGCACAUUUAGCAUCACACGCAAAAAGCCACACUGGGGAAAAAAACCUUUCAAUUGUGACAAGAUAUUCUACAGCGGCAAAAGCUUUUCAAAUGCCUUACUCAGUUUCCCUUGAGCCUCUUUUGGAAAAAGUUGUUGAAAUGAUUUUGCAGGUCCUUUUCUUUUUUAGACCUAUCAAAUAUUCUGAUUAGCUUUUCUUUUAAAUGAAUGUAUUUCGUUCCAUGUCUUUCUGUUGAGAUUGUUCCAUAACUUACUUUGUGGUUUUCGCUAUUUUACUUCUGAAUGUUGGCUUUGACACCCAGCUAUAUUUCCUUGAAACCAACCAUAAAACUUCUUUCCUACUUUUGAAAUCUAGAUUCAAAACAUAUCUGAUUAAAUGAUCACUCAACUUGAUCCUUUGUUCUCUUUUGUGUUGUCACUUAUUUCCCGAUAUUUUGAUUUACUCAUAUUUACUUUUGUAAACUUGGUUGUAAAGGCACUUUGAAAU
This is a messenger RNA of Corythoichthys intestinalis (scribbled pipefish), 2861 nucleotides long. RefSeq names its product zinc finger protein 771-like. Gene Ontology annotation, molecular function: DNA-binding transcription factor activity, RNA polymerase II-specific; RNA polymerase II cis-regulatory region sequence-specific DNA binding. The record is from RefSeq and is a predicted model, not a curated record. Gene Ontology annotation, biological process: regulation of transcription by RNA polymerase II. The transcript is spliced from 5 exons. The coding region runs from base 634 to 2265 and encodes 543 amino acids. NCBI's taxonomy places the organism in Eukaryota, Metazoa, Chordata, Actinopteri, Syngnathiformes, Syngnathidae.